AUGCACCUCCGCACUAGUGACACUCGCUACCGCGCUGCGCUUCCUGCUGAGUUCUGCGCCAAGAACCCCCCUCCCAUGUACAUCACCCUCUACUACAUAGUCACCCGGCUCCCUGACUCUCUCCGCAUAGUCAGGGACCACUUCCUCUCAGUUUGCCCCACCACUCUCACCGUUGACCUCCUCGAGAAGGCCCUCCUAGCAGUAGAGAAGAGUCUAGUCGCUGUAGGAGCCUCUCGUGGUGACCCUCGCACCCCCGUCUUUGAGGGAUGUUCUCCCUCCCCCCUCUUGCCCUCUGUUGCCUCCGCUGCUACGGCCGACCUUGUUGGUUUCGAAUCGGUCGGCACUGCGUCUGCCCCGAGCGAGAGACGCCGCACCGGCAAGGGCAAGGAAGGCAAGGGCGCUGGAGGGGCUGGAGGGGGCGGUGGAGGUGGUGGUGGAGGCAGUGGAGGGAGUGGGGGUGGUGGUGGGAGUGGUGCCGGGGGUGGCGGCAGCGGCGGCAGCAGUGGAGGCGGCGGAGGCGGUGGUGGUGGCGGAGGGAGCGGAGGCGGCGGAGGUGGCGGAGGAGGCGGAGGUGGAGGAGGCGACAGAGGCGGCGGCGGCGGCGGUGGCGGUGGAGCGGGUCGCGACUCUGCGCAGAGGAGUGGCUCAGGUGGUGUUCCGCGCCACCAGCAGCGGAGUGGUUGCGGAGGCCCGCACUCCAUCGAGCGCUGCUUCGGUCGCCUGACGGACGCGUGGCGUCGCCAGUUCCCUGAGGCGUCAGAGAUCCCUCGCUGGGGAGAUCUGUCUAGGGCGGGGGUUGCCGUCUUUGAUCUUGACUAUGAUGCUAUCAUUGCUGCCAUGUAUUCUGUGACUACUAGUGUUGAGGGUGACUGUUACCUGUGUGUACCGCCUGACCCGGGCAUUGAGGCCACUGCUCUAGGUGCCAAUGCAUCUGCUGCCCCAGGUGCCACUGCGCCUGCUGCCCCAAGUACUGGUGAGUCUGCUCUCUCAGGUACUACGUCGGCUCAGGCCUUCCACACAUUCACCCUUGACUCGGGUGCGUCCCGCUCCUUCUUUCGAGACCACACCACUCUUACGCCGCUCUGUCGGCCGGUUGCAAUCUCCCUGGCAGACCCCUCUGGGGGUCCUCUCCUUGCUAGCUUCUGUACUGUCUUACCGUGCCCAGCAGCCCCCUCUGGCACCCUGUCUGGUCUCUACCUCCCCUCGAUCUCUACGAACUUGGUGAGUGGAGCGGACCCACAGGAUAGGGGGGUUGACCAGUUCACUCCUGCGAGUCAGGGAGUGACCCACUCCUCGUGUGCUCGGACAGGCCGACACUUGGCCACGUUCACCGGUCCGCCAGGGUCGAGCCUGUACACCCUUACUACUGAGUCUCCUCCGACUGCUGAGUCUGCCCAGGUAGCUGCGUCGAGUCAGGUGUUUGCUGCAGCGUCCAGGUCUGGUCCUGAGUUUGCUCCCUGCUCGUGUCGUCUGCUGCCCCACCAGACUCUCCUUCGGCACCACCGCCUUGGUCACCCCUCCCUGCCUUGUCUCCGAGGCAUGGCCUCCCGUGUCCUUGUCUCUGGUCUCCCUCAGUCUCUCCCUCCCCUACCUCCGGGGCCUGCCCCUACCUGCGUCCCCUGCGUCGAGGGGCGACAGCGCGCCGCCCCUCACUCCUCCGAGUUUCCUACGACAGAGGCUCCGCUGGAGACUCUCCACAUGGACGUGUGGGGCCCAGCCCGCGUCAGUGGGCAGGGGCGCGAGCGGUACUUUCUGCUGGUGGCUGACAACUACUCGCGUUACACCACAGUCUUCCCCUUGCACAGCAAGGGUGACAUCACUGAGGUGUUGAUCGACUGGAUCCGCGCAGCUCGUCUCCAGCUCAGAGAGAGUUUCGGCUCGUACUUUCGUGUUCUGCGUCUGCACUCUGACAUAGGCGGGGAGUUUUCCUCUGACCGUCUGGGAGCCUUCUGUCAUGCGCAGGGCAUCCGCCAGACCUUCACGCUUUCGGCCUCUCCACAGCAAAAUGGGAUUAAAGAGCGCCUUAUUGGCAUGAUCAUGGACGUCGCUCGUACGUCCAUGAUGCAUGCGGCUGCCCCCCAUUUUCUGUGGCCGUUUGCGGUUCAGUACGCAGCGCAUCUGCUCAACCUUAGGCCCCGGGUCUCCUUGCCAAAGACCUCCCCCACCUUGUGGUGGACGGGGAAGGUUGGCGAUGCGUCUGCGUUUCGGGUCCGGGGAUCUCGGCCGUUUGUCCGCGACUUGUCCGCGGACAAGCUGUCCCCCCGUGCUGUUCCCUGCGUCUUCCUUAGCUUCCCCGCUGACGCGCCUGGGUGGCAAUUUUACCACCCCACCUCGCGCUGUGUUCUGUCCUCCCAGGACGUCACCUUUGACGACUUGGUGCCUUACUACCGUCUCUUCCCCUACCGCACUGCGCCCCUCCCCCCGCCGCCGCUCUUUCUUGCGCCAGGUCCCUCCACGGUAGACCCCCUCCCCCCUCAGGGUCCUGCACUCCGACAGAGGCGGAGAGUUUUCCUGUGA
This is a messenger RNA of Closterium sp. NIES-65, 2517 nucleotides long. The record is from the annotation of a GenBank genome assembly. Lineage: Eukaryota; Viridiplantae; Streptophyta; Zygnematophyceae; Desmidiales; Closteriaceae.